AUGGAAACGACCAACUCCGGCGGCAGAAGGCUCCGCCUCGUGAUCUGGGACGGUGAGCACUCGUGCCACACGAUCGUGAGACCGGAGUGCGUUCCUUUGUGCGAUGCGGGCAAUUUGCAGCGCUCGUCUAUUGUGGCCAUCACGAAGUAUAACAUUGAGAGAAUGCAGAAGAACAAGCACGUUUUGGUAAUUGAGGAGUUGCGCGUGGAGCACCAUUCGGCGCCAAGAUUCAGCGACAAGGUUGUUUCGGUGGAUGAGUAUUUUGCGGGAAAUCCGGGUGAUGAGGCGCUUCCACAGGCUGGUGUGCCUGCCGCGUCCACACCGCCUGCAGCACCGCUUGUGUCUCACCAGCCGGCCGUGCAGCACCAGUCUUCUACGCCGCGUUCUAACAUCUUUGCGAUCGAACAGCUCUCCCCAUACCAGAACUCGUGGACCAUCAAAGCCCGUGUCUCCUAUAAGGGCGACAUCCGCACGUGGACCAACGCACGCGGUGAGGGUAAACUUUUCAACGUCAACCUCCUCGACGAGUCGAACGAGAUCCGUGCCACGGCCUUCAAUGACGUCGCGGACAAAUUCUACGACCUUCUCCAGGAGGGCAAGGUGUACUACUUUUCCAAGGCGCGCAUCCAGCAGGCCAAGCCGCAGUUCAGCAACCUUUCCCACCCGUACGAGCUCUCUUUCGACCGUGACACCGAGGUGGAAGAGUGCUUCGAGUCUGACAACAUCCCAAAGCUUCUCUUCAACUUCACCACGUUGAACAAGAUUGCGGAGUGCGAGACCAACUCGGUAAUCGACGUGUUGGGAGUCUUGAAGGAGGUUCACGAUCCAUUCCAGAUCACAGCCAAAGCGUCGGGCAGACCGUUCGACAGACGCGAUGUGGUGAUUGUGGACGACUCCAACUUUGCCAUCACGGUCGGUUUGUGGAACAAGACUGCGUUGGACUUUAACCUUCCUGUGGGCUCUGUGGUUGCUUUCAAGGGGGCUAAGAUCUCCGAUUUCGGUGGCAAGUCCUUGUCUUUGACCCAGUCCGCGACCAUUGUGCCAUCGCCAGACUCUCCGGAGGCCUACAAGCUCAAGGGCUGGUUCGACACCCAGGGGCAGUCUCAAUCCUUUACAUCCUUGAAGACCGAGGUUGGGCACAGCUCGCCAAACGACAGAAUCACUCUUGGUCAGGCGCAGGCGGAGAAUCUCGGAAUGAACGAAAAGCCAGAUUACUUUUCUUCCAAGGCAACCGUUUCGUUCCUCCGGACCGAGAAUUUCUGCUACCCUGCGUGCUCCUCUGAGGGCUGCAACCGCAAGGUCGUGGAACAAAACUCCGGUACGUGGCGCUGCGAGAAGUGCGACAUGGACCACGCGGCGCCGUCGUACCGUUAUGUCUUGAGCGCGUCCCUUUUGGAUAGCUCGGGCCAGAUCUGGGUCUCCAUGUUCGAUGAGCACGCGCAACAGAUGUUGGGCGUGACAGCCGGAGAGUUGAUGCAGAUGAAGGAGAACAAUGACGAGAACGGCGAAUUCACCAAGGUGAUUUCCAACGUCCAGAUGAAGGAGUAUAACUUCCGUUUCAAGGCCAAGCAGGACGCGUACAACGGGAAUGUGAGAGUGAGGUACCAGGUCAUGCGUUUGGCAGAAAUUGACUUUACGGCCGAAUCUAAGGCCUUGGUGGGCAAGUUGGAUGCGUUGAUGGUUUAG
This is a messenger RNA of Babjeviella inositovora NRRL Y-12698, 1686 nucleotides long. RefSeq names its product replication factor A subunit protein (gene RFA1). The coding region runs from base 1 to 1686 and encodes 561 amino acids. Gene Ontology annotation, biological process: DNA replication; DNA repair; DNA recombination. Lineage: Eukaryota; Fungi; Ascomycota; Pichiomycetes; Serinales. Gene Ontology annotation, molecular function: DNA binding. Gene Ontology annotation, cellular component: nucleus. The record is from RefSeq and is a predicted model, not a curated record. The transcript has a single exon.